UAGGUUGUCCCCGGACCGGUCUUGGUUCCUGAGUCUCACCACCGGGCUAAGGCGGCGGCGACGUCUUCGACUAAAGGAUUCAGCAUCCAGUGCUGCAGCCGAGGGAUUUAUAGGAACUACCACCCGCGCCGCCACCAUGCCUAACUUCUCUGGCAACUGGAAGAUCAUCCGAUCGGAAAACUUCGAGGAUUUACUCAAAGCGCUGGGGGUGAAUGUGAUGCUGAGGAAGAUUGCUGUGGCUGCAGCAUCCAAGCCAACAGUGGAGAUCAAACAAGAAGGAGACACUUUCUACAUCAAAACCUCUACCACUGUGCGCACCACGGAGAUUAACUUCAAGAUCGGGGAAGAGUUUGAAGAGCAGACUGUGGAUGGGAGACCCUGUAAGAGCCUGGUAAAGUGGGAGACUGAGAACAAAAUGGUCUGUGAGCAGAGGCUUCUGAAGGGGGAGGGCCCCAAGACCUCCUGGACCAGAGAACUGACCAAUGAUGGGGAGCUGAUCCUGACCAUGACAGCGGAUGACAUUGUCUGCACCAGGGUCUACGUCCGAGAGUGAGUGGUCAUGGGUACAAAAGCUACCUGAGCCCACCAAUGGCUGUGCUCACCACCCUGCUUCACUCCCACCCUCCCUGCCCUUCUGUCCUUUCAGACUAGCUCUCCCCCUGCCCCAUCACUUCUGGUGGUCCCUGGGAUGCAUCUUGCAGGGUCUUGCUCUCUCUGAGCACUUCUCCCUUCCCCUGUAACAACAAAGAGGGAUGGUGUGCAAGAGCCCAGAUCACCCAUUCCGGAGUCACUACCUCCCUCCCCAAGUCCCAACCCUACUCCCAAACCAGCCCAGAGCAGAGUCUCUCUGUAAGGGGACCCAAGGGCUGGAGAGGGAAAGAUGAGUCCUCUGGCUUCCACUCUAUCCCUGUAGCCUAUUCAGUUUAGAAUAUUUAUUUGUUAAUUUUAUUAAAAUGUUU
This is a messenger RNA of Otolemur garnettii (small-eared galago), 959 nucleotides long. It is a transcript of the gene CRABP2, whose product is annotated as cellular retinoic acid binding protein 2. Gene Ontology annotation, molecular function: fatty acid binding. Gene Ontology annotation, biological process: fatty acid transport. Lineage: Eukaryota; Metazoa; Chordata; Mammalia; Primates; Galagidae. Gene Ontology annotation, cellular component: nucleus; cytosol. The transcript has 4 exons. The record is from RefSeq and is a predicted model, not a curated record. Bases 137 to 553 code for a protein of 138 amino acids.